This is a messenger RNA of Drechmeria coniospora, 1353 nucleotides long. RefSeq names its product Asparaginase/glutaminase. The record is from RefSeq and is a predicted model, not a curated record. The transcript has a single exon. NCBI's taxonomy places the organism in Eukaryota, Fungi, Ascomycota, Sordariomycetes, Hypocreales, Ophiocordycipitaceae. The coding region runs from base 1 to 1353 and encodes 450 amino acids. Gene Ontology annotation, molecular function: asparaginase activity.
AUGAGCUCGUGUCGACUGGGACGAGAGGGCAUUUCAAGGCUGCUCAGGAAAGCUCGGCCGAGUGAUUGCGCCUCACCGAGGGCCAAAACACCAUGCCACGCGGGCCCAUCAUUCUCCGACGACCAGUCACCGUCGCAGCGCGGCGCCUCGUUGCAUGCCGAGGUGGGCUGCGAGGAAGCAGACGUGAACGUGUCGCUGCCCAAGGUGACCAUCUACGGGACCGGCGGCACCAUCGCAGGCGCGGCCAAGACGGCUUCCAUGACGUCCCAGUACGACCCCGGCGUCCUGCCCGUCAGCACGCUGGUCGAUGACCUUCCCGAGCUUCUCGAUGCCGUGCAGCCCCGCGCCGAAGAGGUCGUCAACGUCGGCAGCCCGGACGUGGGGCCCCGAGACUUGAUCCUCCUAUCGCAGAACAUCCAGAGGGAGCUCGACGGCGACACGCAGGGCGUCGUCAUCACGCACGGCACCGACACCAUCGAGGAGACGGCCUAUUUCCUCGAGCUCACCGUCAAGUCGGAUAAGCCCGUGGUGCUCGUCGGCUCGAUGCGGCCGCCGACGGCGCGGGGCGCGGAUGGGCCCAUGAAUCUGCUGUGCGCCGUGAACCUUGCCGUCAGCCAGGGUGCCCGGAGCAGAGGCGUCAUGAUCGUCCUCAACGAUCGAAUCUGCCCUUCCCGGUUCACGACAAAGUCGCACGCCAACAUGCUCGACAGCUUCAAGGCGGCCGAGGAGGGGUACCUGGGCAUCUUUGUCGACUCGCAGCCGCUCUUCUUCUACCCGCCUUGCCGACCGCUCGCCCGGCAAUACUUUGACAUCUCGGCGAGGAAGCCCGAGGACGGGCUGCCGAUAGUGGACAUCCUGUUCGGCCACUCCGACGUGCGACCGGAGCUGUUCGAGGCCGCCGUCCGGUUGGGCGCCAAGGGCAUCGUCCUUGCGGGCAUGGGUUCCGGAUGCUGGAGCAAGAAGGCGGGCACGACGAUACAAUGUGUCGCCGGCGACAAGGGCGAGAGGUUCCCCAUCGUCACGAGCCGGCGCACACCUUCAGGCUUCGUCGGAGGCGAAGGCGUCUACGGGCUUGAAGACUCGUGCAUCGGCGGCGGCUUUCUCGAUCCGCAAAAAUGUCGCAUCCAGCUGCAGCUUGCCCUGGCGGCCGGCCUGGACACGAUGGAGAUCCGAGGCACGUUUGAAGGCAACAAGCCAGGGGCCGAGACGAAGCCACUGCUUCACGUGGCCGAGUGGCAGGUGAAGAAGGGUGACGGGAAGCGAAUGAAUCAUCUUCCAUCCUCGGGACGUCGAACACGGACGCUAGGCAGAUACUGCAGCCAGGCAGAUACUGCAGCCAGGCAGAUACUGUAG